This is a messenger RNA of Phyllopteryx taeniolatus (common seadragon), 2289 nucleotides long. It is a transcript of the gene clpb, whose product is annotated as ClpB family mitochondrial disaggregase. Gene Ontology annotation, molecular function: ATP hydrolysis activity; ATP binding; protein binding. The record is from RefSeq and is a predicted model, not a curated record. The transcript has 16 exons. Gene Ontology annotation, biological process: cellular response to heat. NCBI's taxonomy places the organism in Eukaryota, Metazoa, Chordata, Actinopteri, Syngnathiformes, Syngnathidae. Gene Ontology annotation, cellular component: cytoplasm; mitochondrion. The coding region runs from base 53 to 2248 and encodes 731 amino acids.
ACUGCACCGCGCAUUCGAGCACCAUCCAUGCUAAGAUGAGGGAAGCGUUUGAAUGCGUGUGGCUAUUGUAAAUAGCUACACACACACAAAGGGUACUCCGGCGUCACCAUUAGACUUAACACGACAUCUCCUUCGCGUGGUUUACUCGUUGGCUACUGACACACGCGUAGUUUUCUUCCCAGCUCCAUUGACGGGUGAGUUUUUCGCCAUGUUAACGUCUGUUCCCACUAGGUUGUUUGCACGAAGGUCGCGAAGCCUGUCGCCGUGCAAGCGCGUCCUCCAGACUAGUUCGGCCGCCCCUGCGUGCCAGGUCAUAAUAAGCGAGCCACCGGCGGAUAAUAACCGCAACCCCAUAGUGUCCACCUCCCGGGUGUCAAGACGGGGGAUUUUGGCAGAUGACACCGCUGCUAACAACGUGAGCCAGUCGGUGCAGUAUCAUCACCUCGCCCCUAGAUGGCUGUCCAGUCUGGAGAACCGCCGCAGCUCAUGGGCCGCGCUGGCCAGCAGAGGGCGCAACAACAACAUGUACUGGGAAGAUGGUGGUCAGAGAGCUGGAGGUGACGGCGGGGGUACCGGUGGAGCCGCCAGCCCGCUGAGAAUGGCCUCGGCCGGCCUGCUAUCUGCUGCUGCUGUGGCCUUCUGCCUGAAGAAAGACUCUGAUGACAAAGGUGAUGCCCUUUUGGAGGCAGCAAGGACCAAUAACGCCCAAGAUGUGGCCAGACUGUUGCAGGAAGGGGUGGACCCAAAUCACAGACACCGUCUUGGUUGGACCCCUCUAAUGGUGGCUGCCAUUAACCGUCAGCACAGUGUGGUAAAGGUUCUGCUUGAAGCUGGUGCUGACCCAAAUGCUGGCGAUCACUUCAACAAUGUUUAUGACACCUCAAGGGAGAUAGGCAUCCACUCACUGGAAGUCCUGGUGUCCAGAGAGGAUGAGUUCAGCAGCAGGCUCAGCAGCAGGGCUGGUUUCCGCGGCUGUUCAGCACUUCACUACGCCACCCUGGCUGAUGACCCGUGCACCGUCCGCAUGCUGCUAGAGUUUGGUGCCAACCCUUUACAGGCCAAUGGUUUGGGACACACUACACGAGCCUACGCGAAAGACGGAGAAGUGAGCACACUUCUGCAGGAGUGGGAAGGCAAGUUUCAGGAGGCGCAGGCUCGGCGGGAGGCGGAGGAGAGGAGGAGGUUCCCCCUGGAGAGGAGGCUGAAGGAGCACAUCAUCGGACAGGAAGGGGCCAUCAAUACUGUGGCUUCAGCCAUCAGAAGGAAGGAGAACGGUUGGUACGAUGAAGAGCACCCGCUCGUGUUCCUCUUCCUAGGCUCCUCAGGAAUUGGAAAGACAGAGCUGGCCAAACAGGUGGCACGUUACAUGCACAAGGAUGUCAAAAAGGGGUUCAUCCGAAUGGAUAUGUCUGAGUUUCAGGAAAAACAUGAGGUAGCGAAGUUCAUUGGCUCACCACCAGGAUAUGUUGGACACGAGGAAGGGGGUCAGCUGACCAAGCUGCUGAGGGCGUGUCCUAACGCCGUCGUCCUGUUUGACGAAGUGGAUAAGGCUCACCCUGACGUCCUCACCAUCAUGCUGCAGCUCUUUGACGAGGGUCGUCUUACAGACGGCAAGGGGAAGACCAUCGAGUGUAAGGACGCCAUCUUCAUCAUGACGUCUAACGUUGCGAGUGAUGAAAUUGCCCAGCAUGGGCUACAGCUACGGCAGGAAGCAGAGGAGGUCACCCGCAGGAAGCUGGCUGAUAAUCUCGAGGAUGUACAGAAAGGUGAUGACAUCAGAAUUUCCAGACAAUUUAAGGAGUCUGUCAUUCGACCAAUCCUGAAGGCACAUUUCCGGAGGGACGAGUUUCUGGGUCGGAUCAAUGAAAUUGUCUACUUCCUGCCGUUCUGUCACUCCGAGCUGCUCCAGCUGGUCAGCAAGGAGCUGAGCUUCUGGGCUAAGAAGGCCAAGCAGCGCCAUGACAUCACCCUUCAGUGGGAUCGGCCCGUCCUGGAUCUGUUGGCGGGCGGUUACAACCUGCAUUACGGUGCACGCUCCAUUAAGCAUGAGGUGGAGCGGCGUGUGGUCAACCAGUUGGCCGCGGCCUACGAGCAGGAGCUGCUGCCCAAAGGCUGCACGCUGCGCCUCUCCGUCCAGUCGGAGGGCCACGAGGAGCGGGGCGCGCCCAGCCUGCGCCUGGAGGUGGUCGGGGACGACAGCUCGGCCAGGACGCUGAACAUCCGCCCUCCGCUCAGCCCGGAACACUAACGGUCGGGAAUGUCUUUUAGCAAUAAAAGUACCUCACGUCA